Coffea arabica (coffee) is the source of this 2833-nucleotide messenger RNA. The record is from RefSeq and is a predicted model, not a curated record. Lineage: Eukaryota; Viridiplantae; Streptophyta; Magnoliopsida; Gentianales; Rubiaceae.
CAAGCCCCAGGCCACCGCCGGCGACUGUGAAGCCCCGGAAACCUAGUUUAAUGGACGAGCACGAUCUUGAGCUCGAAAAAGUGAAAUUAAUCAGCUUAGCUGUCGAAUUCGGAUUCGAUGAAUACUCCGCUAAGAAAUGCUUAGAUCGCCUCAUUGAACUCUACGGCGAGGAGGGCAGAGAUUUCAUCCGUGUGGAGUAUUGCGGCGAUGAUUUUUUGGCGGCAUUGGCGGAAUCCAUGCGAGACACGGAGGACUGGGAAAAUGAUGAUUUUCAAGCAAUGGAGUCUGAGGCUUGUGGAGCUUUGGCCGAAAUGCUGGACAAGGAUAUUAAAAUUCGGGUCGAAAGAAAUGAGGAAAGAAAGGAUAAUGGGGGUGUUAUCUCUGAAAAUUCUGUUCAGGUUAUUCUAGAUUCUUCUUCAGGUGAUAGUGAGAAAGAUGACGACGAUGAUGAUUUUGUAAUUCCUAGAAAAAAUGGUGGUAACAGCAUUACAAUUCAGAGUCAGGGCCUUGAUAGACGUUCGAGUAAAAGAACUUCGAUGUCUGAGACUUUUUCCUUGAAGGAGUGCAUAAGCAGUGUUACACCUAGUUCAGUUUCAUCCUCAGGGAGAUUUUCAGACAAGACAAAUAACGAACCCAGGACCUUGACAUAUGAGGAGUUGCUGCAUCUGGAUGACAUUGAAUUGGCUAACGUAGUUGUAUUUGGAAACCGUAGCUUUCGGCCUUUACAGUAUAAGGCUUGUAAAGCAUUUCGGGAACAGAAUGACUGCUUUAUCCUCAUGCCAACAGGAGGUGGUAAAAGCCUUUGUUACCAGCUUCCAGCCAUUUUACAACCAGGGGUUACAAUUGUUAUAUCCCCACUGCUUUCCCUCAUUCAGGACCAAAUAUUCACCCUGAACCUCAAGUUUGCCAUACCAUCUACUUUUCUAAAUUCUCAACAGACUCCUUCACAAUCCGCAGCAGUAUUUGAAGAAUUAAGGAGAGUUAGACCAUCAUGUAAGCUACUUUAUGUAACUCCUGAAAGAAUUGCAGGAAAUUUACCAUUUCAAGACAUCCUAAAAUGUCUGUACAGGAAGGGGCAAUUGGCUGGAUUUGUUGUUGAUGAAGCACAUUGUGUAAGCCAAUGGGGACACGACUUUCGUCCAGAUUAUAGAGUUUUGGGAUGCCUCAAGAGGAACUUCCCCAGUGUUCCUUUAAUGGCAUUAACAGCCACAGCAACCGAAAAAGUUCGUGAGGACAUCUUAAAUGCCCUUGCAAUUCCUCGUGCACUCGUUCUGGAGAUGAGCUUUGACAGACCCAACUUAAAGUAUGAAGUACUUGAGAAGAGCAAAGAACCACUCAAGCAGCUUGGAAGAUUACUGUUGGACCGUUUCAAGAAUUUAUGUGGCAUUGUGUACUGUCUUUCAAAAAGUGAAUGUGCAGAGGUCUCAAAAUAUCUUAAUGAAAAAUGUAACGUCAAAACAGAGUAUUACCAUGCUGGAUUGGCAGCUCGUCAGAGGAUAGCAGUUCAAAAGAAAUGGCAUGCUGGAGAAGUCCAUGUUGUAUGUGCCACGAUAGCUUUUGGGAUGGGAAUAGACAAGCCAGAUGUUAGGUUCGUUGUUCACAAUACAAUGUCAAAAUCAAUUGAAAGCUAUUAUCAAGAAUCUGGAAGAGCAGGCAGAGAUAACUUUCCUGCUAAAUGCAUUGCUCUAUACCAGAAGAAGGAUUUCAGUCGUGUGGUCUGUAUGUUAAGAAAUGGGCAAGGGCGCAAAAUUGAGAGCUUCAAAUUGGCUAUGGAUCAAGCUCGGAAAAUGCAACACUAUUGUGAACUUAAGACUGAAUGUCGUAGACAAUACUUAUUAGCUCAUUUUGGAGAGUCCUUUGACCCAAACGGCUGUAAAAAUGGUUCUAGUCCCUGUGACAACUGCUUGAGGGCUUCCUCAUAGAGUAAUUCUGAUCGUGAGUGAAAGCUAUGAUAGGGAAAUCUUUGGGUGCUUACAUCUAUCUACUCGUCCAAAGAACAAGCAAGCAAAAAGGAAAUGGAUUGACAUGUGCCCAAGUCAAUAAUUACAUUAUUAUUGUUCAAUACAUAUCCGGGGCACUGGACACUGGACAGAUGUUCUCACGCUUGUUUACAAGGUAAAUACUUGACGUCUUUUGCCCAAUUCGUUUAAAGUUGUAAACCUGUAUUCCAAAAUGCUAUCAAUGUGACAAAGAAUAGAGAUGGAAUGUGGAAUGUUACUAGCAGUCUGGAAACUUUAGAAUUGUGACUUCUUUUUUUUUUUUUUUGGUGUAGAGCAGGAGGGGGGUGGGAUUCAAGAAGUGGGGAGGAAGUUAGGAGACUAGAAUUCAAAACAUUUAAUUUUGGAGCUUUCAACCUCAACUAUUAAGUCAAAGUCUCCUCGAGAGAAUUGUAACUUAGUAUUUGGUAGAGAGGUAAGGUAUUUAAUGAUAUUUUCUUAUGAUUUGGAAAGAGAGAGAUUUUUAGUCUGAUCCUUUUCGUUCUGAAGAGAGAGGGAAGGCCUCCUGUAAUGUAAUUUCAAGGAGACAGAAGUGCAUGAAGAGCUGGACUAUGGUCAAUAAUCGCUGCUUGCAUCCCAUCGCAUUUAUAUUCUUCUUCUGAAGAAAUGACACACCAGUUCAGAAUCUUGAUGGACGCCUGACUUUAGAUCCAUCCAUCCAAUACACGAGGGCACAUGCACACGUUCAUUGACUUGCUCACUAGUACGCUGUUGUACUACUAUUGUCUAAUGGUAUUAUAGAGCCCCCAUCUGUGAUAAUCGUUGGUUGAAUUUAACUAAUGAUUUGUGCCCUAAUAAUCAUCAGCAUAUUCAGGACCACAACAAAAAAUUAUGAA